Molecule: messenger RNA, 1200 nt
Organism: Ogataea angusta
Lineage: Eukaryota; Fungi; Ascomycota; Pichiomycetes; Pichiales; Pichiaceae
Exons: 1
Coding region: 1-1200 (399 amino acids)
Molecular function (GO): protein binding
Source: RefSeq, a predicted model, not a curated record
AUGUCUGCGAAUUUGGUUGCUGAGCCUGAAGUAAGUUCCUUUGAAUUUGUCAAUUCCAAGGACACGUAUCCUUAUCGUGAGAUCAAGUUAAAGCCGCCAAUUUUCAAUGAGGCAGGGGAGUCAAUAUCCCCCUCUCUAAUUAUUGGGAGAGCGAGCCACAAAAGCGAUAAGUCAGAACGACAGGAAAAGCAGGACAAUUUUCUUGUGAAUGACGCUGCUGUGAGCGCAAAUCACAUUCUUGGCUAUGUGACUCCCGUCAGCGACACCGAAAAGUCGGCAAUCUAUAUCAAAGACGUUUCCCAGCAUGGGUCUUGCUUGCUACGCUUUGGGACCUCUGAUGCUAUGAGGCUGAAAAAAAACGGGACCCGCAUUAUGUUGCGCAAUGGCGAUAUUAUCGGGCUUGUUGUUCUCGGCAAGUGCCGGGUUAACGAUCCAUUCGAGAUAUUUAGAUGCACCAAAGUGCAGUUUCAAGUGGUGACCGACUACCGAAUGAGAUUGCGUGCCGUUCGGCUCAACCGCAACGAGUAUCUGAGACUGGCUAGUGAGAAUCCUGAAAAGGACCUUUGGGAUUGGACGUUUACCGAUUUAACCAAGGACGCGGUCGCGUUUGGAGGACUCCAGGACGAGCAUCUGGGAGCUCUCCGCGACAUGUUUAGCAAGACCUUCGAGCCGCCGAUCAUCGAGUCCACGUACUUUGGUCCGGGCUAUGAGGACUUUUUCGAAGACGACUCAGACUCAGGGAGCGAGAUUGAGUGCGAAUGUGCCGAACACGGGACACGCUUCUGGGCCCAUGGUCUAUCGGACUCUGAAAGUGAGGAGACGCCUAGUGAGGAGGUUGACUCUGACCACAUUGUCGAGCUUGUGUGCGAGGAAAGCUGCAAUCUGUUCGGCAGCAACGACCAAGACUCGGACUCUGCGCCAGAGGAAGAUGCCAUUCUCAAGGAAGUGAUUGCGGAGCGUGUGGAAAUCGAGCGUGAGCCAGAAAAGGAGCCCGAGAUCAAGAUCGAGUCUGACAUGGAGGAGCGCUCGUGCAGAAAGAGAUCGAUCUCAGACGCUACUGUGAGCGUCUACGAGAUCCAAGAGCAAGAACCAGCAAGGAAGACCAAGCGGGUGCAGGCCAAGCCGUUUCUGGCUGGCCUUGCGUUUGGCUCUGCGCUGACGUUUGGUGCUCUUUCUGUGUUCGGAUCCUACAUCGAAUAA